CGAUGAGGAUCGAGAGCCAAGAUGGCGACUGCCAAACCAACCACCUGCAAAGAAGCAAUACGUCGAUGGGAGGAGGAGAACGGACAGGAAGCUUCUACCGCGACAGAAGUCAUCCUGAGCUUUCAAUGGCCUCCCAUAGAGAAGAUGGACAAUGCUUUGGCGACUUUGGUCAGUUGCGAGAAACUUUCUCUGUCGACAAACAUGAUCGAGAAAAUUGCAGGAAUAGCGAGUCUGAAGAAUCUAAAGAUCCUAGCAUUAGGUCGUAACUUGAUUAAGGGUUUCACCGGUCUGGAGGCGUUGGCAGACACCCUCGAGGAGCUCUGGAUUUCGUACAAUCUUAUCGAGAAGACGAAGGGCAUCAACGUGAUGAGAAAUCUCCGUGUACUGUACAUGUCGAACAAUCUAGUGAGGGAAUGGAACGAAUUCAGCAGACUUCAGGAGCUCGCGAACCUUCAGGAUCUCGUCUUCGUUGGAAAUCCACUCAACGAUAGUCUCGAGUUGGAACAAUGGAGGUCGGAGGUGGCCAGACGCUUACCAACGUUGGAGAAAUUGGAUGGCGAACCGAUCAUUCGGACGGAAGAAUAUUCCUGUCCGAAUCAACCACAAAAAUCUGAUUGUCCAUUGCAACCAGAAACUACGUAACAUAAUGUUGCAGAACAUUUAUAGAUAUUUUUGUUAGAAACUUUUUUGAGACAUUUUCAUCUUCGUUGCUUUUGCAAUAUUUUUUUGUACGCUUAUAAAAUAUAGUACAAACAAUAUUUCUUAGAAUUUUACCGACGAGUAACUGUA
Colletes gigas is the source of this 789-nucleotide messenger RNA. Its product is annotated as dynein axonemal light chain 1-like. Gene Ontology annotation, molecular function: protein kinase binding. Bases 22 to 642 code for a protein of 206 amino acids. The record is from RefSeq and is a predicted model, not a curated record. Gene Ontology annotation, cellular component: cytoplasm. The transcript is spliced from 3 exons. NCBI's taxonomy places the organism in Eukaryota, Metazoa, Arthropoda, Insecta, Hymenoptera, Colletidae.